AUGGGGAAUUGGUGGUUUGCCCGAGCUUUCGAUGAUAUGACCUUUCCGUAUUCGCGUAACAGUGUCGAGCAGGUUCUAGAGGUGGUUCUUUCAAAGCGGCUACAAGAAGAUGCUGAUAAAUGUCAAGUUUUUGAUAGAAAGAUUGGUAUGAAUGCACUGCUUUGUGGCAGCUAUCUUAAACAGUUUUCUGAAGUCUCUCAUGUCGAUCGCCCGAAUGAUUGUUCAUAUAAGUGUGGUCGUCUACUUUGUGCCGAAAGUUGUGAAGAUCUGGUCCCGAAGGUUUGUGAUCGUAGCAGGCUUCUCAUCGAUGAUCCUGGAAUCUCGUCUACGUGGAUAAAUUUUAAACCCUCGUCAAGGAGCGCAGCCAUAUCUACCGAUAUGAAAAAUUCAGACAUUAAUGGCAAAAGUGCAGAAAAGUCUGAAUGUGCUCGUCUUGAAAAUGCAAAGUAUCUUUCGGACCUGACCAUGUUGCACCUUCUCACAGAGGAAGCUGGUCUCAAAGCUGAAAUUAAUUUCCUGAACGCUUGUACAGAAGAUGUGUUGAGUGAUCUUGAUGAAACGGCCGUUCAGGAGGUCGUUGAAAACCUCGACCGGCAAUGUGAUUAUCUGAAGAAGGCGUGUUUAAAAUCUCUCAAGGAACUCGCAUGCAAUGACACGCUGGAAGCAAGUCGAUUGAUGUUUGAAUACCGAAAAGCCCGAUCGCGUGAGUUAUGCACUUGUAUUGCACGCACUAUUAUCACUGUUUUCAUUUCUCUCUCUUACACCCAGCAAAUUAUGGAGGCCAGGUUGAACUGCUCAAAGUUGGAGAUCUUUUGUGACAUUUUGGCUUUGGAAGAUAGUGCCCUUGCCGAAUUGACUCAAUGCCUUGAUAAGAUUUAUGCCGCUCUCCGAAAGUAUUUGGACAUAACGACUGACGUAAAGGCGCGACUUAAAUCGGAAAACGAAUCUGAGGAAAAGGAGAAUAUUUGUGCCACCUCUCCUGAUUUCAGCGCUAUUGAUUCGGAAUUGAGAGCGGUUCUGAUUAGCCUAUUUGGACGUUCUGCUGGAGUCUUCGACGGUUCGGAUGAGGAGUUAAAUGCACAUGUAUUGAGUCAUUUGGAUAAACGAGUUUCAGCCUCGGAUAGCAAAAGUGCCACUUCCCUAUCCUCAUUGAAGGAGUUUGCUCGUAUCACGCACGAAGUGUUCGAUUUGCUGAAUAAGGCCCUCCAUCAACUUGAAUGUCCUGAGGAUGACGAGAAACAGCUCAGUAAAGCUCCAGUGUCCUCUUCUUCCGUUUACUGGAAUGAGUUGUCUCCCUUCAUUGGAGUUUUUCCUCAGCGUCUGAUCGAUCGAUUUCUCCAGAAUCUUCAUUUGCGCCGGAGGAUGCGUCUUCGAGGCUCGUGUUUUUUAUGGUUAGGCCUGCUGUUCCUCGGACAAGAUGUUUUUGGAGGAGUUCCUUUGUCCCAGCCCGACGAGGUGCUGCACCGCACUCGUCGGAUAAUAAACGGCGAGUUAGCAGAAAUGGACGAGUUCCCCUUCAUCGUGUCCAUUCAGGCCAAACUGAGCAACGACAUCUAUUCGCGCAUCUUCGGUGGGGUGGAGCACUUUUGUGGGGGCACUCUGAUUUCUCCAAGGUGGAUUCUGACCGCCGCCCAUUGCAUGUUCGCCUACACUGACGAUGGGAAGCAGGUGUCUCUUCUGAACCCCAAGGCUUGGCACGUAAGAAUGGCCACGGAUAAGCUUAGGCCUUCAGUGAUAGAUCGCAUGAAAGGCUUCUUCCAUCGGGCUUUCAAUACGCUAUUUGGAUACAGGAAGCCACAGACUUUCUACCACCUAGCGAAAAUAAUUCUUCAUCCAGAUUAUGUGGAGGGCUUUCUCGAGAACGAUAUCGCCUUGUUGAAACUGAAGGAGCAUGUUCUCGUACAUCGAAUGAAAUCGUUGGACCUUCUAGCUCUUCCAAAUCCUCAUAUAGUAGGCAAAAUUUGGCCUAAAACAGGGCAGAAUUGUUCCGCGGUUGGUUGGGGAAGCGCCUGCAUUAACUGUCCGCCGGAGAUGUACAUGAGAGUGGUCAACAUGCCAAUCAUUGACCCGAACAAGUGCAGAAGUAUGUACAAGGUCUCGAUUAACCUGACCGAGAGCAGUGAGUUCUGCGCCGGGUACUUCAAGAAGAAUGUGGGCGUUUGCUCAGGUGAUAGUGGAGGCCCCCUGGUUUGUGAAUUCGAAGGAGAGCGGUUACUUGCGGGUGUAACAUCUGCUAUUCAUGCUAAAAAACCGCAGAGUUAUCCCGCCGUUUUCACACGAGUGGUCAGAUUUGCGGAUUGGAUUUCUGAAACAAUGAAGAAGAACUAG
Molecule: messenger RNA, 2328 nt
Organism: Echinococcus granulosus
Lineage: Eukaryota; Metazoa; Platyhelminthes; Cestoda; Cyclophyllidea; Taeniidae
Product: Transmembrane protease serine 2
Exons: 15
Coding region: 1-2328 (775 amino acids)
Biological process (GO): proteolysis
Molecular function (GO): serine-type endopeptidase activity
Source: RefSeq, a predicted model, not a curated record